Perkinsus marinus ATCC 50983 is the source of this 441-nucleotide messenger RNA. RefSeq lists its product as hypothetical. Bases 1 to 441 code for a protein of 146 amino acids. The transcript is spliced from 4 exons. The record is from RefSeq and is a predicted model, not a curated record. Lineage: Eukaryota; Perkinsozoa; Perkinsida; Perkinsidae.
AUGGCUUCCCUGUACCUUAUAUUGGUACCGAGUAGAGGGGGGAGGGUUGAUGAUGGAGAAGGAGUCUUCUUGAAAGGGAUAGCCACAGUGCAAAGUGAUGAUAGCAACUCGUGGAGGAGGGAUCUGGAGGCGCGAGAUGAGGAGCUGAAAGAGGCCAGGGAGAUGAUUGACAGUUUGCAACGGAAGAAUGUGGAUUGUGCGGGGGGGACUCGGGCCGCUCUGGUGACAGCGGAGAGCAUACUCGACAAGGGGGACCUCAUGUGGAUAGAUGCCGCACAGGUCGACCUCAAUGAGCUGGGAGAGUGGGAGAUGAACCCAGAGCAUGGCCAGAUGGACGACAUAGCUGGUGUUGACUUCGACUGGCUGGCCCUUGUCAAUCGGCAUCAUCAUGAUAACGAAGUAUGCUGUAACGUCGAGAGCUCCUGUGCGGUACCACUUUGA